Dermacentor andersoni is the source of this 691-nucleotide messenger RNA. RefSeq lists its product as uncharacterized. The record is from RefSeq and is a predicted model, not a curated record. Gene Ontology annotation, biological process: regulation of gene expression. Gene Ontology annotation, cellular component: nucleus. NCBI's taxonomy places the organism in Eukaryota, Metazoa, Arthropoda, Arachnida, Ixodida, Ixodidae.
UUGGUUAGAUCAUUCGACGGAAAGAUAGCAAGGUUUACCGAGGCGCCUCUGCUAGCGUUCAAAAAUUUGCACAGGCGCGUCAAGCUAGUGGCGGACUCAAACGUCUCAUCUUUUUUUUUCCAGCCGUGCGGUAUCAUUUCAAUCGAAAUCCCGAAGUGACAAAAGUUUUAUUAGUUUCCGUCCUUUCUUGGCAUUGAGUGCGCAUGCGUGGAGAUUCAACAUUGCUCAUUCGUGAAUACACGCCAGUUACACGACAUCGAAUCCUGAAGCAUGGCUCAUGAAAGAAGCUACGAAUAUACGCCUCCUGAAUUUAGUAUGACGGUCGAGGCAACUGCAAGCACAAGCUGUGGCGGUACCACGGGCGAUUCAUCUACCUUGGGCGCCUACACAACCAUUCCUGAUGACGCGUGGAAGUACCAGUGGAAUACACAGCCCACGCCAAUAACCGAGGGGACUUGCAACGUCGAAGCCGUCCCUGACAAUGGCAUUACAAGUUACCAGCAACUGGGGUGCGUCAGCAGCAUCAAUCAAGCAAGGCCCAGCACAAGCCGCGCUGGCAUGGAGGAAGCAUCAGCCAAUUUUGAAGGCGGUGCCACAAUUUCCGAGAGCACCAUGGUUCACCAAGAGAAGACGCAGUAACAACUGGCUGAAAGCACGUCCACCGUCUUCUCACCUCUGGCUUCAGGGCAUA